Ficedula albicollis (Collared flycatcher) is the source of this 2538-nucleotide messenger RNA. It is a transcript of the gene PCIF1, whose product is annotated as PDX1 C-terminal inhibiting factor 1. The record is from RefSeq and is a predicted model, not a curated record. Gene Ontology annotation, cellular component: nucleus. NCBI's taxonomy places the organism in Eukaryota, Metazoa, Chordata, Aves, Passeriformes, Muscicapidae. Bases 1 to 2136 code for a protein of 711 amino acids. The transcript is spliced from 15 exons. Gene Ontology annotation, molecular function: mRNA (2'-O-methyladenosine-N6-)-methyltransferase activity; RNA polymerase II C-terminal domain binding.
AUGGCCAAUGAGAAUCACAGAAGCCCUGCGGAGGAAGCGUCUCUCAUGAGUCACUCACCUGGCACCUCCAACCAGAACCAGCCCAGCUCCCCCAAACCCAUGCGCCUGGUACAGGACCUGCCAGAUGAGCUGGUGCAGGCUGGCUGGGAGAAGUGCUGGAGCAAGCGGGAGAACCGCCCGUACUACUUCAACCGCUUCACGAACCAGUCUCUGUGGGAAAUGCCUGUGCUGGGACAGCACGAUGUCAUAUCAGACCCUCUGGGACUGAAUGCGGCUCCAAUGCCACUGGAAGGUGGGAUGGCAGAUGCUUCUGUGGAGAGCAAGCAGAGGAAGAGGAGGUACUCAGAGGAGGUUGCACCAACUGGCAACAGUGUGAAGAAGCCCAAGGUGGAUGUCCCAGGGAACUCAGCUGCUCAGCCAGUCCCCAGCUCUCCCAGUAUUCCAGGAACCUCUGUUUUGAAGGCAUGGUGUGUUUCACCUGAAGAUAAACAGCAGGCAGCUCUUCUACGACCAACUGAAGUAUACUGGGACCUGGAUAUUCAGACAAAUGCCGUGAUUAAGCAGAGGGCACCAUCAGAAGUGCUUUCUCCACACCCUGAGGUGGAGCUGCUCCGGUCCCAGCUCAUUCUCAAGCUGCGGCAGCAUUACCGUGAGCUCUGCCAGCAGCGAGAAGGGAUUGACCCCCCGAGAGAGUCGUUUAAUCGCUGGAUGUUGGAGAGGAAAGUGGUUGAUAAAGGGACAGAUCCUCUUUUACCGAGUGACUGCGAGCCAGUAGUGUCUCCUUCCAUGUUCAGAGAGAUCAUGAAUGACAUUCCCAUCAGGUUAUCCAGAAUUAAGUUCCGGGAGGAAGCCAAGAGGCUGCUCUUCAAGUAUGCUGAGGCUGCGAAACGUCUGAUUGAAUCCAGGAGUGCUUCCCCAGACAGCAGGAAGGUGGUGAAGUGGAAUGUGGAGGACACCUUCAGCUGGCUGCGACGGGACCAUUCUGCCUCCAAGGAGGACUACAUGGACCGCCUGGAGCACUUACGCAAACAGUGUGGGCCCCAUGUGUCUGCUGCAGCCAAGGACUCUGUCGAAGGCAUCUGCAGUAAAAUUUACUACAUAUCCCUGGAAUACGUCAAGCGUAUCCGGGAGAAGCAUCUUGCCAUACUCAAAGAGAACAAUAUCUCCGCUGAGGUGGAAGCUCCUGAGGUCCAGGACAGGCUGGUGUACUGCUACCCCGUGAGACUGGCCAUCCCCUCGCCGCCGCUCCCCAGCGUGGAGAUGCACAUGGAGAACAACGUGGCGUGUGUGCGCUACAAGGGGGAGAUGGUCAAAGUCAGCCGCAACUACUUCAGCAAGCUGUGGCUUCUCUAUCGGUACAGCUGCAUCGAUGACUCGGGCUUUGAAAAGUUCCUGCCUAGGGUUUGGUGCCUUCUCCGUCGAUACCAGAUGAUGUUCGGUGUGGGGCUGUAUGAGGGGACUGGUCUGCAAGGGGCACUUCCCGUGCACAUCUUUGAAGCCCUCCACAAGCUCUUUGGAGUGAGUUUUGAAUGCUUUGCCUCGCCCCUGAAUUGCUAUUUUAAACAGUACUGUUCAGCCUUCUUGGACACAGACGGGUAUUUUGGAUCCAGGGGCCCGUGCCUGGAUUUCUUCCCUAUAAGUGGCUCUUUUGAGGCAAAUCCUCCGUUCUGUGAGGAGCUGAUGGAUGCCAUGGUCUCUCACUUUGAGAAACUGCUGGAGAGCUCCAGCGAGCCACUCUCCUUCAUUGUCUUCAUCCCGGAGUGGCGGGACCCCCCCACGCCAGCCCUGACGCGCAUGGAGCAGAGCAAGUUCAAGCGGCACCAGCUCAUCCUGCCGGCCUUCGAUCACGAGUACCGCAGCGGGUCCCAGCACGUCUGCAAAAAGGAGGAGAUGUACUACAAGGCUGUGCACAACACAGCCGUCCUCUUCCUGCAGAACAGCGCCGGCUUUGCCAAGUGGGAGCCCACGCCGGAGCGGCUGCAGGAGCUUGUUGCAGCCUACAAGCAUUCGGGCCGGACCCUCAGCUCCUCGUCUUCCUCCUCCUCGUCCUCAUCCUCCUCCUCCUCCUCCACAGCGGACAAAGAGCGGGAGCUGGGCCGAGAGCAGAGCAGCAGCCGAGAGACUAAUCCCAACUAAGGCAGAUGUGCGAGGCAGCAGGGGAGGUGCCGGCGGCCCCGGGGGAGGCUGGCCGGGGCAGCAGAGACUGCUGGCUGCGCAGCGCCGGCCUGGGACUCGUGCGCAGCAGCUCCACGGCACCUGCUCUCCUCUGUGAACUGCACGCCAGCCCCCAGGAGCCGGCAGCGCCCGGCGGCCAGUGGGAGAGAAGGCUCAGCCGCGGCCCUCCGCAGGGACGAGGGAGCCCAGUGUGGCGCGGCAGGAGGAGCCGGCAGCUCCGCCACGCCGGAGCGCCGAGGGAAGGGACAGCCAGAGCUGGGACACGCGCAGGCAGAAGGACGGCGGGACAGAUGGAGGGAUGGAUGGAUGGAUGGAUGGAUGGAUGGAUGGAUGGAUGGAUGGAUGGAUGGAUGGAUGGAUGGA